GAGAGAGAGAGAGAGAGAGAAAUGGGGCUGAAAGGAGGAGGAGCGGUGGCGGGGGCGUUACCGAAUCUGAUUCGGAGCCUCCGAAAGGAAGCCCACCCGAAGACCCGGGCCCAGCAAUCGCUACCGUCGCUGAGACGCGCGUUCUCGUUGUACGAUCAGAUCAAUUUAAUCGACAACGUGCCGGAAGAUCAGCUGCGGUUUCAAGGUUACACGGAGACGGGUUUCAAGGUGAAUGGGAUCGAUUACGAGGGCAGCUUGCUCUGUAUUGGCAACGUGCUCAUGUCUUGGGCUCCCAACAAGUUCUCUGACAUCACUCCCGACAGCUUGUCAAUGUUCCAGCUUAUGCGGCCUGUACCAGAGAUUUUGAUUCUUGGCUGUGGGAGAUACAUUGAACCUGUAGAUCCUGAAGUACGACGCUUCAUUCGGUCUACAGGAAUGAAGUUAGAAGCCGUUGACUCGAGAAAUGCAAUAUCAACUUACAACAUACUGAAUGAGGAAGGUAGGAUUGUGGCUGCUGCACUUUUACCGUAUGGAUCCGGAGUUUCUUCAUGAUGCACUCGGUGCAAGAUGCUUGCUUUCAUGUCUUAAAAUCAAUCAUCAUGAUCACUAGGUACUUUCGACCUCAAGUAUAAUAAUUGUGUUCAUCAUGUAAUUAGUGACUUUAGAGGCAUGGGACACCAAUUUUCAUUGUGUAAGGUGGUCUGUCAUUGUUGUAUGCUUGUGGAAUUAGUGAACUCUGAUAGAUUAAGCACAUCUUUGUGAUAGUGGCCCUGUGGUUAUAUUCCUCACUAUAUUAUAAAUAAGGCCAAGCUAAAUAUCAUAUAACCGGAUCCUUGAAAUAAGUUUGAUGUCACGCAAGUACCAUGCUCCUUUUUGUUAGGUUACCUGCUCGAAAGGUUUUGUAAACGAAGAAAUGUAUGUGUUUAAAGAGCA
This is a messenger RNA of Argentina anserina (silverweed cinquefoil), 933 nucleotides long. RefSeq lists its product as uncharacterized. Gene Ontology annotation, biological process: mitochondrial respiratory chain complex I assembly. The coding region runs from base 22 to 552 and encodes 176 amino acids. The transcript has 4 exons. The record is from RefSeq and is a predicted model, not a curated record. Gene Ontology annotation, cellular component: mitochondrial inner membrane. Lineage: Eukaryota; Viridiplantae; Streptophyta; Magnoliopsida; Rosales; Rosaceae.